Molecule: messenger RNA, 3972 nt
Organism: Penicillium oxalicum
Lineage: Eukaryota; Fungi; Ascomycota; Eurotiomycetes; Eurotiales; Aspergillaceae
Product: WD repeat protein
Exons: 2
Coding region: 1-3972 (1323 amino acids)
Biological process (GO): positive regulation of TOR signaling
Molecular function (GO): protein binding
Source: RefSeq, a predicted model, not a curated record
AUGUCAGACCUUUCAGGGUCACGUUCCCCGGUUCCUCCACCACCGCCGCCGCCUACGACAUACUCUAAUCGGGCCGCGAACGCGCUUGCUCGUAUUGCGCAGCCAUUCUUCUCAGGGUCGAGGCCUCCUAGCCCGCAGAACAGUCGGGGAAAUGGGGUUCGGCCGGUCAGAUCUAAAUCAUUGCCUGGGGAACCACAGACUGUCACCCAUCGCACCGGGAUUCCGAUCAUUGCCCUAGAUAUCUCCCCGCAAAGAACACACGCGGUCAUUGGAGGAAAAGAAAUCCUGAAGACUAUUCGCGUUUCACCCAACCAUUCAUCCGAGGAAUACAAUAUCCGCAAUGCGGUCAUUAGCUAUGCAUCUACCCAUCAUGAGUCGGGGACGGCGAUGACACAUAAGGAUCAAUUGAAUGUGAGGGACGUCAAAUGGUCACAUAGCAACUAUGAUCGAAUGAUCGCAACCGCGGUUGCCAAUGGUCGCAUCAUUCUCUACGACCUUCAUCGACCUGGUCUGCAGGCAUGCCGUUUUCAAGGCCAUAACCGGCAGGUUCAUCGACUGGCAUUCAAUCCGCAUCUUGCGUCAUGGUUGCUAUCGGGAAGUCAGGAUGGAACAAUCCGUAUGUGGGAUCUAAGAUCCGCGUCGGCGGAUCGAAGUUUGUCCACAUGUGGUAGCAAGGAGGUCUACCAAAGCAAUAGUGAUGCGAUCAGAGACGUUCGGUGGUCUCCUACGGAUGGUGUCAUGUUUGCGACUGCGUCUGAUAGUGGCGCCAUUCAGAUGUGGGAUUCUCGAAAGACGACUGCUCCGCUGCUGCGGCUUGCGGCUCAUGAGCGGCCUUGUUUCGCCGUAGAUUGGCAUCCCGAUGGGAAACACCUUGUGAGCGGGGGCACAGAUCGAUUGGUGAAAGUCUGGGACUUUUCACCCUCGGCAGACAGGCGGCAAAAACCUGCGUUCCAAUUUCGCACACCUCAAGCUGUCACCAACGUUCGGUGGCGACCCCCCUCAUUGUUCGGUGACUCUCCGAGCACGGGACAGUGGCAAUCGUCACAAAUAGUCACGACUUACGAUAAAGAAGAUCCCCGAAUUCAUCUUUGGGAUCUUCGUAGAGUCCAUGUUCCUUUUCGAGAGUUUGACCGGUAUGAUGUGCCGGCUGCGGAUUUGCUCUGGCACUCCAAAGAUCUACUCUGGACCGUCGGCGAAUCUGGAGUCUUUACGCAGACAGACGUCCGAUAUGCCCCUGCUGUGGUGAACCGUCGGCCCGUGUGCACUGCGGCGUGGAGCCCUAGUGGAGAAUUUAUAGCAUUUGGCCAAGCCCGGCCUAGACGACGUGCUUCGGGCCCAAACGCACCGGACUUCCUGAGGAUUGAUGAAGAACUCAGUAGCAACGGCGAAAAUUCGCUGAGUCAAAGCCCGGCUGACGAUGUUCUCGACUCAGUAGUUCUGGCCUCGUCCUUCAAGCCGCGUCAGUCAAAGCUAGCUGCUAUCAGACCAUCAAAAUCUCUAGGAAGUACUCCGCCAGGUGGGAUUGACAUGCUGCAUGUCUUGCCUCUCAAUGAGACCCUUCCUAAAAUGGCCGCUCUUCCUACUUGCAGCCAGAUAGGAACAGUGGGUUCUAUCCCUGGCGCGACAAACGAUGCGUCCACCUUUCGACAUUUGGCACGCCACUACUCGCCAAUACUGAAUGAAGAUGCCCAGAGUCAGAGUUCUACGGAGAUCUUACAUAUGUUGAUGAUGUCGCUCGAUAAGAAUGCCCAAUGUGCCGACAGCCUCUCGUUGACCAGACUUGCUCAGACCUGGCGGAUUGUCAAGUUCGCGAUCAUUCAGGAGUUACAGCGACGAGCGAGGGGAAGCCAUUCCGGAAAAGCAGGAAUGAGGGGCAAGACGUCCAAAGAUGGUUUAGUGAUGAGCUCGCGUGUUGUGGACCACGAACGGUCAGGCAAGAUGAAGAGCCGGCUUUUCAAAGGCGUGAUGCAGACCGAGGGUCAACGAGUUCUCGUGAAUGAGGUCGAAAGCACAUCAAACAUGACCACGCCCCUUGCACAGCCAUUGCCUGACACUCCGCAGGAGUCAUGGGGCAGCAGCACCGACUCCCAAAUUCCCUCUCUCAGCGAAAGUGGGAUUGAUCUUGAUCCGCUUCCGCCCUCGGUCCUGAGCUCGCAGAACGGUUGGAGCAUGCCAAAUAGCGAACCCCGCUCUACUCGUGACCCUCUUAGUUCACAUCGUGAGCAAUCCCUGUCUAGCAAUGACACCAAUCAGUCCGCAGCUGGCCUUGAUCAGCGACUUCGCGAUCCGUUGCAACCUGAGCUCGACGAUGAGCAAAGGUCAGCACCUCGAGCAAUUGCGGGCCGAUCGGACUGGCACACUCGCAUCAACAGAGAGUUCCCUCCCGAUGCAAAUGACGAUGACUUUGAUCAGAACCUGGAGCACAAGCGGGCUGCUAUCAGUAACUACAAACAGUAUCCAAAGAAGGUUUUGACCCUGGAAACUCCAAUAGAGACUGACCGUCCACCGGCUGAGGGCUACAUGAGGCGUGAUUCUUCCGAGAGCUUUUCAAUGUUCUCUGCAUCGACAGAUGGUUCCCACGCGUCAAAAUCGAUCGCCGCCUCAUUCCCUUCGAACUCGCGUAUCCCGGAUGCUCGGGUGUCGGAUGGUAGUCAGGCUGGCUCCUUCGCCGGUCGGUCUGUCGCUGGAGCUCGGAAGGAGCCCUACCUAGAAACCUCCCCCGAAGAGCCUGAGGAUCUGACCGAUCCUGAUGAGUUGGACGUUGAAGAGGAUCAACGAACUCAUCUAGAGCGUCCAUCUACUCCGCCGACACUGGUCACUGAAUCCACGCCCUUGAGCCACUCACACCUCGAGAGCAAACAAAUUUUCCCUCGCAGUGAUGGGGUGGUUAAUCUCUCUUCUUUGCCUGGAAUAGCAGGUAUCUACACAGAUCUCUCUCAGGUCAAGUUUCCUCUUGUGCCAGACAACACCGAGUCCAUGCCAUGGAGUGUUGCGGCGAUUUUGACGGAGGCGAUUCGACACUACCAUAGUACAAGCAAUGCUGUUGACAUUCAGACGGCUGCUCAUUUACUUCAUAAGUUGCAUGUUCUAUACGAAAGCUGCGAGGAAAUAUUCCCAUACGAAGAGAGUGAAUUGAUUUACAGAACGUACAACGAGCACCUCGUCCGGCACUCCAUGGAGAUACAGGCUGCAGAGUUACGAUUGUCUUGUGUGCCGACCUACCCUGGGGUUUAUGAUUAUGCACAAGCAGAUACGUUCAUCAAUGUCUUCUGUUUCACGUGCCAGCGGCCAUACGAAAAUCCACGACGAGAUAAUACACGCUGCCACCGCUGUGAUACUCGCCAAGCGCCUUGUCCGAUUUGCCUCAGUCUUGAGCCCCCGGAAGAGUGGACUGAGGCCUAUCUUGAUUGGAACUCAUCUUCUGGUCAGACAAGCACCGUCACAGCUUCUUAUGCUUCAUCUGUGAAGUCGUACCAGUCGGCCGCCACUGAGCCUCUCCCUACAUCCGAUAUCGCUGAUUUCAAAACCACCAAUCCCCAAAACGCACGGCUUUGGCUGUGGUGUCAAGGGUGCGGACACGGGGGUCAUACAGCCUGUAUCACGCUGUGGCUACGCGACGUCUCGAUGAGUGAUGGUGGCUGUGCCACACCUGGGUGUUGGCACGAUUGCGGCCCGGGUCCGCGGCGUGAGUUCAACCGCCAGAUGCUCACCGCGGCCACAAAGCAUCGAGACUCGACGAGCCGCUUGUCAGGCGGGGUGACUUCUCAAAAUGAAAAGCGGCCUAGUGGUGAAAGCCGCACGUUGCAUAAGGUUCGCGGGAUGCUCGGUGCGGCAGGGGUCGCAGCCACUAGUGGUUCUGGUCAUGGCUCACCGGUAUCUGGUGCUCUUUCUCCCAAGAAGGUGCGUGUGCUCACUCCAAACGAGCAGGGCAGACGCAAGGAACCCUCUGGGCGAGCUACCGCCCCGCAGUAG